GAAGGGGGUCUAGGACGGGCUUUGUUUGUGGAUGUGAAUGAGCAGCAUCAACCACCUCCAGAAAUGUGGACGGAUAAUAUAAGGAUUUUACUACUUUUUCAUUUGUUGGCCCUGAAGCUUCAUUCAUCCGAAGCAGCAGCGGAUGACUGUGAGGAUGGACAGUUCCAGUGCAGCAACCAAAGGUGUAUUCCCGCCAUUUGGAAGUGUGACGAUGACGACGACUGUUCGGACAACAGUGACGAAGAGAAUUGUCGCCUUGAGGCCGGGGAGGUGGAACUUGAUGAAGUGUCUCCGAAGGUGGACGGCUAUGGCCCGACUAUGACGCCUGAAUCUACGGUGGAUCUGCCGGCGUGUCGGCUGAUCUGGAAGGUCCCGUUGAAAUGCCUCUCACAGUUCCCGUCGGCCCCUUCUAAACCGGGUCCCCUAACCCAACAGCAGUUGGACUGGCCCGCCGCUCCGGGCUGUGGACCUCCCCAAAGCCACGAGGAAGGUAUCGGAGAGAGGAAGGUAUCGGAGAGAGGAUGUUGGGCUGGACGGCCCUGGUGGCCACGUGUUUGAAUAGGACCCCCCCCCACGCCACUGGAGGAGGGUUUCUGGACCUGUUGGCCGGGCCCUCGGGUUCCUGACCCUAACCCUGAAUUAGACAAUCCUUUUGACAAUGCUUAUUACUGGAUUAAUUAAACAUAAUUUAUGUUUACUUAAUGUACGCUUAUUUUGAAGGAAUACCUGAUUUAUCUUUUACAGAUAUAGGGACAUAUAUACAUUUUUCACUAUGCCAAAGCAACCAAAAUAAAACGGUU
Molecule: messenger RNA, 800 nt
Organism: Gadus chalcogrammus (walleye pollock)
Lineage: Eukaryota; Metazoa; Chordata; Actinopteri; Gadiformes; Gadidae
Product: relaxin receptor 1-like
Exons: 3
Coding region: 64-558 (164 amino acids)
Biological process (GO): ventral spinal cord development
Cellular component (GO): plasma membrane; caveola
Molecular function (GO): protein binding
Source: RefSeq, a predicted model, not a curated record